AUGGAACAUAUUUAUGUAAUACAUGUCAACUUGGCCAUGAUAAUAUCUCUACAAUAAUUGAAAGACAAUAUAGUUCUAAUACUAUAACUGCCCUUUGAAACCCAAACUCCAUCACCCACCACCAACUAAUGUCAUCGCAGGAGUACUCUCAACCAUUCCAUUGGCACUUCUCAACAGAACCCCACGACAAUGGUUUCGAAAUCCAUGGCCGUACACUCUUCUUCGUGGUUGUUCUUUUUGCCCUAGUAAUUCUCGUAACCCUUUUGUUCCUCUAUGCCCGUUGGGUCUGCCACUACCAGCAUCACCAUUUCCCAUCAAGCCAGGCCAACCACGCGCCGCACGACCUUUCGCCAUGCCAUCAAGGCCUUCACCCUACUGUCAUAAAGGCGAUGUCGAUAACUUUGCACCGGUCAUCAUCCUCGUCUUUAGGUUACUACUGUACUACUGAGUGUUGCAUAUGUCUAGGUGUGUUUGAAGAUGGUGAUAAGGUUAAGGUAUUGCCUGAAUGCAGCCACUGCUUCCAUAGUGAAUGUGUUGAUAAGUGGCUUACGGCACAGUCCAGUUGCCCACUUUGUAGAGCUUCCCUUCACCGUGACUCGGCUGUUAUUUCCAUCUUAACAGAGUAAACAAAUAUGCAUACAUACAGUGACUGAUUUACAUGUUCAUUUGAUGAAGUUUAAGGAGUUGUUAAUUAUUUAUGUAUAUUAAUUAUACCUGUACAUCAAUUUAUAUUGCUGUAAUAAUUACACAAAUACUUUAUGUAUCAUUGUCUCUGAGUAUAUAUAUGUUCUUUCUGUAUUA
Ricinus communis (castor bean) is the source of this 801-nucleotide messenger RNA. Its product is annotated as RING-H2 finger protein ATL66. NCBI's taxonomy places the organism in Eukaryota, Viridiplantae, Streptophyta, Magnoliopsida, Malpighiales, Euphorbiaceae. The transcript has a single exon. The record is from RefSeq and is a predicted model, not a curated record. The coding region runs from base 129 to 626 and encodes 165 amino acids.